This is a messenger RNA of Arthroderma uncinatum, 2373 nucleotides long. Its product is annotated as arginine N-methyltransferase HSL7. Gene Ontology annotation, biological process: peptidyl-arginine N-methylation; regulation of DNA-templated transcription. Lineage: Eukaryota; Fungi; Ascomycota; Eurotiomycetes; Onygenales; Arthrodermataceae. The transcript is spliced from 5 exons. The record is from RefSeq and is a predicted model, not a curated record. Bases 1 to 2373 code for a protein of 790 amino acids. Gene Ontology annotation, cellular component: cytosol; nucleus.
AUGGCCGAUUCAGAGUGGUCUCCGCCAACGUUUACCGUUGGCCAACAUGAAUCUGAGAGGAAAAUACGCAUCACCAAUGAGAUAUCUCAAUUGGCUCAUGAUGGUGGCUAUGAUAUGCUUACCACCCCAGUAACAACACCGCAUUUCCAAUCGCGGGUCCUUUCUCUACUCUCUAGCCAUCUCUCCAGCUCACGACAGCCCGUCCAGGACCCAACUGGCACCUUCUUCACCUCUCGCAACACUUCGCCUCUUAAAAUUCCCUCGUUUACGACAGCAGAUACAAACUUGAGACCUGAUGGAGCCAAUAGCCAUGUGGUUGCCGUCUCAAGUCGAUGGAUUGACCUUUGCUCCCCAGACCCUCUGAUUGCCGAUAUAUCCCGCCAAGUUUUGCUUUUGGAACUUGCCUAUGCUGCCUUUUGCGGAGCUCAUUAUGCUCUUAUUCAUGGGCCGAGACUACAUCACGGGAACUUGCACGGAGAUGGGCUAAUAUACUAUGCACGAGCAAUCCAGGAAGUUUUGAAUACUGCACCAUAUAUUCGUGUUAAUAUUUGGCUACCCGUGGUUGAUAGUCCCGAGUUGGAAACAAACGAAAUGGGAGACCUUUCUCCGUUUGCAAGGCGCGAGUAUUUGGACAACUCUCAACCAGAAGUAUCUCCAAAAUUGGAUAUAUUUGGAACGUGGGAUGCAUGGAACAUCAUUAGGAAAGUUUGUAAAUACCACACCAGACUCGUCGUAGCACUGUCACUGCCUCGACAACUUCCCCCAUCAACAGUGCAAUCAAGAUGGUUAUCAGAACCUGUUCGCAUUAUUACUUUGGCGAGCGCAUCGUUCGUGAAGAACCAGAAAAGCUUCCCUGUACUCAGCAAGGCACACCAGUCGUACAUCUUCCGCGCCAUGCGUGGUGUACCGCCGUGGAUUUUCCUAUGCGAUGUCGGUCCCAUUCCAGGGAUAGAGAAGAUGGGGAACCAUGCUCCAACCCCAGCUGAAGCAGCUCGAUCUCCAAAGAAAAAAGAGGAUAUAGUACCUCAUCUAUCGUAUAUACGAAAUUUAGAGCAGAAGCAGCCACAUUGGACACGUGUGGAGAACUUCACUCUUGGAUAUCAAGACUAUCUACAGGCUCCGCUACAGCCGCUUACAGUCAAUCUCGAGAGUGUCACAUAUGAGGUUUUUGAAACAGACCCGGUGAAGUAUGAGUGGUAUGAGCGAGCCAUUGCUAAGGCUCUGAAGGACUGGGCUCUGGAAAAGAAACCAACAUCUAACCCUGAUGGUCGAGUGGUACUGGCUGUUGUCGGUGCUGGGCGUGGACCUUUGGUUUCAAGGGCAAUUCGUGCUAGUGUUGAAGCUGGUGUCGAUAUAAAAUUAUGGGCCCUGGAAAAGAACCAGAACGCAUUUGUCCAUCUCCAGAGGCAAAAUGAGGCGGUAUGGGGUGAGAGUGUGACAUUAGUGCACUCUGAUAUGAGAAGCUGGAAGGGACCAGGUCGUGAAAUCCCAGCUCAAGAUGUUGCCGCUGAAAAUGGGAAGCCUUCCAUGGUUCAUUACCCAGUCGAUAUCAUUGUUUCCGAACUUCUAGGUUCUUUCGGCGACAAUGAACUAUCGCCUGAAUGUCUCGAUGGUGUUGAUCAUCUUUUAAAUCCAGUUCACGGAAUUUCCAUCCCAACUUCAUAUUCGUCGCAUAUUACACCGAUUUCGGCUCCCCGCCUUUACGCAGAUAUUCAAAAUCAAACUAUAUCAAAUCCAGCAGCACCAGAGACUCCAUAUGUUGUCAUGCUACAGGCCUUUGACUACCUUUCCACCGCUCCCUCAAUUCGUUCUAGUUCCGGUAGCGCCUCCACGAGCACCGCGACGCUGACUUCAAGCUCAACUCCAUCUACAACACCACCACCCAUUAAAGAAGUCGAUACACCGAUAAUCAAAACGGCCUGGUCAUUCUCGCAUCCGAAUCCAAAUCUACCAGAGGAGUCUAUGUCUUCAUCUAGGCCCUCUAAUUCCCACAACACUCGACAAACGCGACUUACUUUCCCAUGCAGUGUCGGUGGAACGUGCCAUGGUUUGGGAGGAUAUUUUGAAACAGUGUUAUAUGGAGACGUCGAGCUGUCUACUAAUCCUCUAACUAUGGAUGCCAAAAGCAAAGAUAUGAUAAGCUGGUUCCCUAUUUACUUCCCUUUGAAGAGCCCAAUAUAUGUCUCUGAAAAUUCCGAUAUCGUACUGACCAUGUUUAGACAAACAGAUGAUCGGAAAGUCUGGUAUGAAUGGAUGGUUGAAGUAUUUAUGUAUCGGAAUGCUACAGAUAUGCGUGGAGGAGGCCAGUCUAAACGGAUACGGGUUGCAAUGAGUGACAUCCACUCUAGUAUCCGAGAUGGAUGUUUGAUGUAA